UGAACACAGGCAGAGCAGCAGAAAGAGAGAAGGGCUGAGCUGCGACACUCAGUCACAGAGAGGCAGAGGUGUGAAUGAGUUAGGCAGAGGAAGAAAGGCAGCCUUGGAAAGUAAUAGCGGGUUUUCUGUUGCAUAUCGGUUGAAAGUGGGAAAAGAGAUUACAACAUUUCCGGUAGAGAGAAAAGAAGGGGAGAGUACCCUAUAAUUUCGUUUUUAGAAGGGUUUGCCAUACUUCUCCACCAGAGCAAAGAGUGUUGUUUUAGGGACACCGAGGACCCGUUGCAAUGAUAAGGAUUUUGGUAACGUGCGUCUCCACGGUGUCCAUCAUCGGGAUGGUGGCCGGUGCUCGCGGUGGAUACGGGAUGAGUAUGUUCGCGGCUCAAUCCUCUCCUCCGGACCCGUGUUACGACGAGAACGGCAACCCCAGACGCUGCAUCCCCGACUUUGUGAACUCCGCGUUUGGAAAGGACGUGCGCGUAUCCAGCACCUGCGGCGCUCCGGCGUCACGGUACUGCGUGGCGACCGAGAAGGACGAGGAAAGAUCGAGGGACUGCAACAUCUGCGACGCCACGGACCCCAAGAAGUCGCAUCCCCCUGCGUACCUGACAGACCUCAACAACCCUCACAACCUCACCUGCUGGCAGUCGGAGAACUACGUGCAAUACCCGCAAAACGUGACUUUGACGCUGUCCUUGGGGAAGAAGUUCGAGGUGACUUACGUGAGCCUCCAGUUCUGCUCUCCUCGCCCCGAGUCCAUGGCCAUCUUCAAGUCCAUGGAUUACGGGAAAACCUGGGUGCCCUUUCAGUUCUACUCAACCCAGUGCAAGAAAAUGUACAACAAACCGAGCAAGGCUGCGAUCACCAAGCAGAACGAGCAGGAAGCGAUCUGCACGGACUCGCACACGGACAUGCAGCCGUUAACGGGCGGCCUCAUCGCGUUCAGCACGCUGGACGGCAGACCCUCCGCGCACGACUUUGACAACUCUCCCGUCCUGCAGGACUGGGUCACGGCCACCGAUAUCAAAGUGACCUUCAACCGGCUGCACACGUUCGGGGAUGAAAACGAGGAUGACUCGGAGCUCGCCAGGGACUCGUAUUUUUACGCCGUGUCUGACCUACAGGUCGGCGGUCGGUGCAAGUGUAACGGGCACGCGUCAAAGUGCGUGAAGGACCGCGAAGGGAACCUGGUGUGUGAGUGCAAGCACAACACGGCGGGACCGGAGUGUGACAGAUGUAAGCCGUUCCACUACGACCGGCCGUGGCAACGCGCGACGGCCAGAGAGGCCAACGAGUGCGUCGUCUGUCACUGUAACUUACAUGCCCGCCGCUGCCGCUUCAACAUGGAGCUGUAUAAGCUAUCGGGCCGCAGGAGUGGAGGAGUCUGUCUCAACUGCAGACACAACACAGCCGGACGGCACUGCCACUACUGUAAAGAGGGCUACUACCGAGACAUGACCAAGGCCAUCUCACACAGACGCGCCUGCAAAGCCUGUGAUUGUCAUCCGGUUGGAGCAGCUGGUAAGACCUGUAACCAGACCACUGGACAGUGCCCGUGUAAAGACGGUGUGACUGGCAUCACCUGCAACCGCUGCGCUAAAGGAUACCAGCAAAGCAGAUCACCCAUCGCCCCCUGUAUCAAGAUUCCUGUCGCUGCACCCACAGCCACCUACAGCAGUUCAGAAGAGCCCACAGGCUGUGACUCCCACUGUAAGACUCCCAAGGGCAAGAUGAAGGUCACCAUGAAAAAAUACUGCAAAAAAGAUUUCGCUGUCCAGGUUCACGUGCUAAAAGGAGAUAAGGCGGGCGAAUGGUGGAAAUUCACUAUCAACAUCAUAUCGGUCUAUAAGCAGGGCGGACAUCGCAUUCGCAGAGGAGACCAGCUCCUGUGGGUGCGCGCUAAAGAUGUGGCCUGCAAAUGCCCCAAAAUUAAACCGGGCCGGAAGUACCUGCUGAUGGGCUCUGAUGACGAUGACUCGCGCGGUCAGAGCGGCGUGGUGGCGGACAAGGGCAGCCUGCUCAUCCCAUGGAAGGACCUGUGGGCCCGUCGGCUCAGGAAAUUCCAGCAGCGUGACAAGAGGGGCAAGUGCUAGAGGAAAACACGGAGGAAGAACAGAGAGAUCAGGAGAGAAGGAAAAGAAAAAAAAAAUAAUGACC
Messenger RNA from Carassius auratus (goldfish), 2154 nucleotides. RefSeq names its product netrin-1-like. The coding region runs from base 285 to 2090 and encodes 601 amino acids. Gene Ontology annotation, biological process: animal organ morphogenesis; dendrite development; tissue development. The record is from RefSeq and is a predicted model, not a curated record. The transcript has 7 exons. Lineage: Eukaryota; Metazoa; Chordata; Actinopteri; Cypriniformes; Cyprinidae. Gene Ontology annotation, cellular component: basement membrane. Gene Ontology annotation, molecular function: protein binding.